AUGCCUGCAGCAGCUCCAAGCAGUUCCCACCAUUUCCACUUUAUGGAAAUGGAACGGUUUUACAUUAAUAUUUCCAUGGCAGCGGAAGAGUUUAUGGAACCAUUGCAGGGCCAUGUGACCUUUGAGGAUGUUACCAUAUGCUUCUCCCAGGAGGAGUGGAGUCUCCUUGAUGCAGCUCAGAGGAGCCUGUACCAUGCUGUGAUGCUGGAGAACUUUGCACUCAUGGCCACAGUGGGUUUUUGGCGUGGAGGACAGAAUGAGAUAGCCUGUCCUGGACAGACUGUUUCCACAGGAUUGCUACAGGUCAGGACUUCAACCCCAAGUAUGUCUAUCCCAAAUG
Castor canadensis (American beaver) is the source of this 340-nucleotide messenger RNA. Lineage: Eukaryota; Metazoa; Chordata; Mammalia; Rodentia; Castoridae. The record is from RefSeq and is a predicted model, not a curated record.